ACCACCACCAUUUCACAUACCUUUCUUGUCUUACAAAUCUUUAUCUUUUUUUCUCCCCAAGUUUAGCAUAUCUUUUUCCUCCUUAACCACCAAGGAACUCAUCCUCUACUUAUUAUAACAAACUUCCACACAUAUAUAUUACUCUUAUCAUUAGUUCUGUUAGUUUGAAACACAAGAAAAUAGCUAAGAGAAGUGAAGUUAGAAACUCAAGAUAUGGGAGCUGAUUGGGGACCAGUGAUUGUUGCUGUUGCUUUGUUCAUUUUCUUGUCACCAGGGUUGCUGUUCCAGUUUCCAGCAAGGUUUAGGGUUGUGGAAUUUGGUAACAUGAGUACUAGUGGAAUUUCUAUUCUCAUUCAUGCUAUUAUAUAUUUUUGUAUACUUACUAUCUUGAUUAUUGCUAUUGGUAUUCAUGUACACUUUAACUGAAUCCAAAUUUACCUUGUUAGGGUUUUUGGAGUAUUAUUUCUUGGGGUACAACUUUUUUAAUUUGCAAGUUGUUUUUUUU
Molecule: messenger RNA, 505 nt
Organism: Vicia villosa (hairy vetch)
Lineage: Eukaryota; Viridiplantae; Streptophyta; Magnoliopsida; Fabales; Fabaceae
Exons: 1
Coding region: 214-426 (70 amino acids)
Source: RefSeq, a predicted model, not a curated record